UUGGAACCCGCUUCAGGGGGAGAAAAAGAAAAUCUAGAUUGUGAUACAUUGCUGAUUUCUGUUGGACGGUGGCCUUACAUAAAAGGGCUUGGCUUGGACCAUUUAGGGGUUGCCUUGGAUGAGCGUGGUUUUAUUAAGGUCAAUGAUGGGUAUCAGACUUCUGUUCCCGGAGUCUACGCCAUAGGAGAUGUUAUUGGGCGAGCAAUGCUCGCUCAUAAGGCAGAAGAAGAAGGUGUUGCUUUAAUGGAAAUGCUGGCAGGACAAAAGCCACAUGUGAAUUAUGAUGUGAUUCCUGCAAUCGUAUAUACACACCCAGAAGUUGCAAGUAUUGGGAAAUCAGAAGAACAACUGAAAGCAGACGGCGUUGACUAUGCCAUUGGAAAAUUCCCCUUUAUGGCCAAUUCCCGGGCGCGAGCGAAUGAUGAAACGGAAGGUUUUGUAAAAAUCUUAGCCGAUAAAGUCACAGAUGAAGUGCUGGGUGUGCACAUUAUUGGCGCAACAGCGGGUAGCCUUAUUGCUGAAGUAGCAAUGGCCAUGGAAUACAAAGCUUCCACUGAAGAUAUCGCACGGACAUGUCACGCGCACCCUACUGAAAGCGAAGCGGUCAAAGAAGCAGCUCUAGAUGUUGCUAAGAGAGCAAUUCACUUUUAA
Stylophora pistillata is the source of this 651-nucleotide messenger RNA. RefSeq names its product dihydrolipoyl dehydrogenase-like. The record is from RefSeq and is a predicted model, not a curated record. NCBI's taxonomy places the organism in Eukaryota, Metazoa, Cnidaria, Anthozoa, Scleractinia, Pocilloporidae.